Adineta steineri is the source of this 4071-nucleotide messenger RNA. The record is from the annotation of a GenBank genome assembly. Lineage: Eukaryota; Metazoa; Rotifera; Eurotatoria; Adinetida; Adinetidae.
AUGACUAAUGAAUAUUUUCAUUUAUAUAAUAGUGAGGUAUCUGAUAAUGAUGAUUACAAAAAUUGCUUAUAUUCAUUGAGAAUAAACACUGAUACUAAUGAAUGGCAAUUAGUACCUUACUGUAUUCGUCACAAUACAAGCAAACUGAACGACACAAAUGAUCAAUGUUAUGAUGAUCCUAUACAUACGUUUGAGCAGUUAAAACUAAAGAAAAUUGACAAUUAUGAUUUAUACAGAUGGAAUGCACCUAUCGAUACGAUCAAUAAUUAUCAGAAAUAUAUUGUGACAAACGAUUUAUCACUGGCUAAUCAUCAUUAUUGUAACUGUUCAGCAAAUUGGUUUGGUUCUCGAUGUCAAUAUUCGUUCAACUAUUCAUCUGAAAAUCCCGAAUUGAAUAAAAUAAUUGAUGGACAAUUUCUUAUUAAAUAUCCGUUAAGUGAAGACUAUACGAUUACUGAUGAUAUUUCAAUGUUAACAUGUUAUGUAGGUCUUCAGUGUCAUUCAACUAUUUGUCUCGAUUGGCGAGAGAUCUGUGAUGGUAUUUUAAAUUGUGAGAAUGGUGAAGAUGAACCUGAUGAGUGUUUAUUACUUGAAACAAAUGAAUGUGAAGAUAAUGAAUAUCGUUGUCGAUAUGGUAUGUGUAUUCCAAAAACAUUUCUUCGUGAUUUUAGUCAUGAUUGUAUGGAUCUAAGUGAUGAGAAACCAAUAUCUAAUUCACUAAGACAAUAUUAUUCUUCUUGUUACAGUUCAUCAAAAGUUGAAUGUGAUUUUCAUCUCUGUAAAAUAAAUGAAUAUUCAUGUGGUGAUGGACAGUGUUUAUUGUUUGAAAAUUUCGCUCGUCUUUGCUCGAUUUUUGAAGAUUGUCUAAGUCAAUGCAAUAAUGGGCGUGAUCUAUUUUUUCGUCGGAAUCUUUUCCAUUUUGAUAUUUCCAUUGGUAUUAACAAUUCAAAUAAUAUCAGUUUUGAAUGUCAAUUUUUAAUGUUAUGUAUUUCUGGAGAAUUAAAUGUAAAAUUCUUUGGAUAUGACUAUACCAAAUGUUCAUGCUUUAAUUCGAAUAAAGAAGAAAAACGAUGUUUAAAAUAUUUUCGAGAUUAUUGUCCGACAUUAUUUAUUGGUCAAACUUCUAUUAAUAUUCUCUAUCCAUUCGGUAAAUUGAUUUAUAUUAAUAAUCCGAAUUCUUCUGUCAAGUGGUACUUACCAACUUAUCUCUGUCAUAAAUCAAAUCGUUGUCCUGCUUUAUCAAAUAUAAGUUUUCCACUGUUCAAUAAUUUAUCGUGUUUAGAUUUACACAAAUUUCCAGAUUGGAUUGAUGAACCAUCGAAAGUAUUGAUGCGAUUUUCUGCCUGUGGUAUUACUUAUAAUCCAAUAUUAACAACCGACAAACGAUUAUUCUAUUGCACAAAAUCGAUGAAAAUUAUUUCGAAACAUAAAUUUCUCGAUAAUUCGCCUGACUGUAUUGAUGAUGAAGAUGAGAGAUACAUAUCUAACACUACCACGAUGGGCGUUGCCAAUGCUAAUAUAAUAGAUCGUUUCAAAUGUUGGUCCAGCAGAAAUCGCUGGGUGCCACGUUGGUUGUUGGACCUCAAACUUUGUUUGCUUGAUGAUGAUGUUGUAUUAUACGAUGAUAUGUGUAUAGCAGCGUCUGACAUUGGUUGUGGGUUUCUUCGAGGUCUUAAUUCAUCACCUCUUCUGCUUCCAUAUCAGGAGAACUGUAAUGAUAUGUUAAUAUUAUUUUCUCCAAAUAAUGAAGUAGAUGAAACAGAUGAAACAAAUUGUGAGGAAUGGCCAAAAUAUCGAUCAUGCGAUGGUUAUUGGGAUUUGAAAAAUGGAGAAGAUGAAUUAAAUUGUUCAAAUACAACUACUUCCUACAUCACACGAACAAUUUUAAAAUGUCAUGAGAAUGAACAUUAUUGUAUACAUCAAAAUGGAACAAUGGGCUGUAUAUCAAAAAAAUAUGCAGGAGAUUAUAUAGAUCAUUGUUUGGGAGGAACAGAUGAAAAGCCAACAACAUGUUUUUAUACAGAUGCUCAAAAACCUUUUCGAUGUUCAGUAAAUGGUGAAUGUAUAUCGUUAUCUUCUAUCUGUGAUGGGGAGUUUCAAUGUUCUAAUGGUCAAGAUGAGAUGGUUUGUCCAUGGUCACACAACAGGACUGAAGAGCAAUUAUAUAUGUUUAUCUGUAAAAAUGGAACCGGUAUUUUACGUAAAAAGCAGUGUGAUGGAAUCAUUGACUGUCAACCAGACGCCGAAGAUGAGUGGCUUUGUGAUCUCGCAUACCAGAAAAUAAAAGAUUAUUUCCAUUUUAUUGAAGAAUAUCCUCGUCUUCUUCGCAUUGAUUCACCACAUCAAAUAAUUAAGAGUACUUCUCAUCAAUCUAUACAAUUAGCAUCAGAUGAUUUCUGGUGGCCGUUAAAUGAUUUGCGUCUGGAUUGGUAUUGUAAUCGAGGUCUAAUCGUUACAACGAGGUCUUCUAAUAUCGAAUGUUUAUGUCCACCUAGCUACUAUGGUAAAAGAUGUGAAUACCAAUCAGAACGUAUAUUAAUUACUCUACGGAUUGAUACGCCAGCUAAUUAUAGUAGACAUCAAAGUCAACAAAAUGUUAUUCGAUUACUUGCUCGUUUGAUGAUUGAUAACAGAGUUGUUCAUCAUGAAGAUAUUUUCCAUAUGCGAUCGAUGAAGCAACUAUUUUGUUUGAAUUAUCCUCGACCACCACCAAAGCAGCGAGGAAACUGGUCUGUUCGUUUUGAUGCAUUUUCCGUGAACAAGUUCAGUGUUACUUUCAUAGCUUCUUGGUUAUUUGAUGUAUCCUUCUCCUUCCUUCCUUUUAAUCGUCUUAUCUUACAUUUAACUCUUGAAGAACACAAAGUCUGUACUACAUUCCCGUGUGUGCAUGGUAAUUGUAGAAAAUAUUUGAAUUUUCCACAUUACCAGUAUUGCUUAUGUGAUGAAAAUUGGUCUGGUCAAUACUGCAAUAUUUCUACUCCCUUCCCGUAUGCUGCAGGUGGAAAGUGCUUUGAUGGAUAUCGAACACCGAUUUGUGUUUGUCCUCUCAGUCGUAUGGGACACGAUUGCCAUGCAUUAUUCGAUCCAUGUAAUAAUAUUCAGUGUCAAAAUGGUGGUACGUGUAUUCCAUUGGAUAGUCGACUAUUUAUCAAAUAUAUUUGUGCAUGUCGUAAUCGUUAUUAUGGAAUUCAUUGCGAAUUCAUCAGUGCUCAAGUCGAUAUUUCCUUUUCCAAAAGUCUUUUAGAUUACAAUCACUUAUUAUCAACUACUGUAUUUGCUCAUUUUCUAAGUACAAAUAAUCAUACUCCUGGUAUAUUAUCUGUAGAAAAUCGUCUCCUUUACAAACAAGUGAAAUUGAAUGAACGACUUCAUAUUUUCAACGAGAAUCAUGAAUAUAUUUCUCAAUUUGUUCUCCUGCAAAUAUUUUUUAAACCUAAUCACUUCAGAUAUUAUAUUGCAACGAUCAUCAAAAACCGUGUAAAAUAUAUCAUUACAACAAUUCAUAAGACAAAUCAAUGUCCUUAUGUGGAUGAAGUGCUUCGAAAUAGAACGAUCCGCCAAUUCCCUUCAAUGAAAAAGAUCAAAUAUUAUUACCAUGUCUGCAAAGAAAACAAUGUCCUUAAAUGUUUCUAUGAUGAAGCUUAUUUAUGUUUCUGUGAUAAAGAUCGUCAACCUCAAUGUUUCAUAUUUCAACAAAUAUCUGAACAAUGUACAACAAAUUAUUGUCAUAAUAAUGGUCAAUGUGUGAAGAAUUCUUUUGAUGGAGUAUGGGAUUUUGCUUGUGUUUGUGGUGGAUGUGCGUAUGGUUCACUCUGUCAGCUGACAACAUCUCAGUAUGCACUUUCAUUAGAUCCCAUGCUUGGUCUGGAUAUUCUUGCAAAUAUAUCAUUGACAAAUCAACCGUUUCUAAUUAAAUUAAUACUAAUAAUUAUUAUUCUAAUUCUUUCACUGGGACUAUUAUCUAAUGCACUAUCAUUAAUUACUUUCAAGCAACCCAAACCAGUUGGGGUUGUUCGUAUUAACUGGUCGAUUUUUCUAUUUUCUGUGUACACAACUGUACACUGUGAAUAA